This is a messenger RNA of Brassica napus (rape), 645 nucleotides long. RefSeq names its product leucine-rich repeat receptor-like protein kinase PXC2. The record is from RefSeq and is a predicted model, not a curated record. Gene Ontology annotation, molecular function: protein kinase activity; ATP binding. Lineage: Eukaryota; Viridiplantae; Streptophyta; Magnoliopsida; Brassicales; Brassicaceae. The coding region runs from base 1 to 645 and encodes 214 amino acids. The transcript has 3 exons. Gene Ontology annotation, biological process: protein phosphorylation.
AUGAAAAAAUCGACCAAUAGGAACCCUGCAUUCAGACACGUCAUCACAGCUUUGUACUUCUCAUUACAUCACAAACCUUUGAUCUCUUCGGAUUCCUCACGAUUGGAGCUUAUAAAUAAGCGUUUAUGCGAACUGGGUCGUGGUGGGAUCGGAGUGGUUUACAAGACGAGUCUCCAGGAAGGGCGUCCUGUGGCAGUCAAGAAACUGACCGACUCGGGUCUGAUCAAGUCGCAGGAGGAGUUCGGGAGAGAGAUGAGAAAACUCGGCAAACUGAUGCAUAAGAAUAUCAUUGAGAUCAAAGGGUACUACUGGACGCAAUCUCUGCAGCUCCUGAGCUAUGAGUUUGUCUCAGGGGAAGCUUAUACAGACAUCUCCAUGGGGACAACCCUGAAGUUUGCAUGCCGGACGGUCAAGAUAACAGAGAAGUGCGAUGUGUACGGGUUUGGGAUCUUGGUGCUGGAGGUGGUAAUGGGGAAGAGGCCGGUGGAGUAUGCGGAGGACGAUGUGAUGGUGCUGAGUGAGACGGUGAGAGAGGGGUUAGAGGAAGGGAGAGUGGAGGAAUUCGUUGACGGUAGGCUGAGAGCGAACUUUCCGGCGGAGGAGGCAAUACCAGUGCUAAAACUAGGGUUGGUAUGUGGGUCCUAA